AUGUCCAAGGCUAAGUUGCAAGCUGCUCAAAAUGCACAAUCAGGAUCAUCAGGCUCUUUCGCCUCCGGGUUUAUAUUCGGCCAGCUGACCCUCGCUCUGAUCUUGUUCUGCUUCAUCAAGUUCUUCAUCUUUGGUGAGGCUCCCAACGCCGACGAGCGAGCAUCAUCACGGGCAGCGGCGAGACGUCGGCGGACCUUGUCACACUCCAAUGCUCGACAACGGACCUUCUCCUCAGCAUUCCACCCGCGGCCAUCGUCUGCUGUGCUUAAGCCAAGGACUGGAGAUGGCCUGACCGUGCAGAAGAUCCUCGAGAAGACGUACUACAACGUCCAUGGCCAUCAACCGGAGAGUCUGGACUGGCUGAAUGUACUGAUUGCUCAGACGAUUUCGCAGCUACGAGCGGAUGCACAGGAAGACGAGGCAGUACUAGGCUCGUUAACGCAGAUUCUGAAUGGCUCCACCAAGCCCGACUUCAUCGACGAGAUCAAGGUCACCGAGAUCAGCCUGGGAGAUGAAUUUCCUAUCUUCAGCAAUACCCGCGUCAUCCCCGUGGAUGAGAAUGGCAUGCCCAUCAAGCAGCUCAAGGGCAACAGAGGCGAGCGACUACAGGCACGCAUGGAUGUCGACUUGAGCGAUGUUGUAACCCUGGGUGUGGAGACGAAGCUGGUACUAAACUACCCGAAGCCCUUCGUUGCCGUCCUGCCGGUAGCACUGGCAGUCUCUGUUGUGCGUUUCUCGGGCACCUUGUCUCUUUCGUUCUCUCCAUCCAGUCAACCGGACCCGGUACCUGUCGGUGGUGAUGGGACAGGCACCGGUCCAGCGAAGAACGAAGGCCAUCCGCUCAACCCCACCGGCUCGUCACCAACCACUCUCACUUUUACCUUCCUCGACGACUACAGACUGGACCUCUCGGUCCGCUCACUGAUCGGCUCAAGAAGUCGUCUCCAGGAUGUCCCGAAGAUUGCUCAACUGGUGGAAGACCGCAUCCAUCGCUGGUUUGAUGAUCGAUGCGUUGAGCCUCGCUUCCAGCAGAUUGUCCUUCCAUCCCUCUGGCCACGGAAGAAGAACACCCGCGGCGGCGAAGAGGACAGCAGCGCCAUCAUCCCUGAAGAAGACGCUGAAGACCUGCAGUAUGGUCCUGACACUGCACUCGACGGCGCAGCGAUGCCGACAAGCGAGCUACCAAAGUCGAAGAAGGAAGGUGCUCGUCCCGGUCUUGCGAAGGCUGCCACGACAGCGGAGCAGCGGACGCGGGAUUGGGCCGCUCAGCAUGGCAAGCCGAGGGAGGCUAUGUCCGAGCUGGAGAUCGCCGGGGCGGAGAUGAGGGAUGCGGAUGAGAGGGAGCGGAGAAGAAGAGGAGAGCAGGAGUAUGACGGCGGGAUGAGGCUGAGAGCGGGGAGGGAGCCGGGUCAGAGGUUGGACAGGAGGACUACUUCUCAUGCGCAACGAGCAUCGGGAUGA
Molecule: messenger RNA, 1461 nt
Organism: Saxophila tyrrhenica
Lineage: Eukaryota; Fungi; Ascomycota; Dothideomycetes; Mycosphaerellales; Extremaceae
Gene: MMM1
Product: ERMES complex subunit mmm1
Exons: 2
Coding region: 1-1461 (486 amino acids)
Biological process (GO): phospholipid transport; mitochondrion organization
Cellular component (GO): endoplasmic reticulum; ERMES complex
Molecular function (GO): lipid binding
Source: RefSeq, a predicted model, not a curated record